UCACCAGGAGGGGGAAGUUUUGUGCAGGGCAUAUGGGAUGAUUUUCCACCAGGCUACUCCAUCUCUCCCAGCUAACUCCUACCAAGUCUGCCUGUCCUGCUUUUGCUUUCCUCUACUUGCUUUCCUGCUCUUACCUUACUUUGGUUUUCUUCUCUUGGAUUCACAAGAGCUCAGUUUCAGUUUGCUGCAAGUUCGAUGGAGCUGGUGUUUAGCCAGAGCAGUUCCCAUGGGAAAACCAGGUGGACCAGCACCAGGAGUGAUGCUGGGGUUGAUGGGAUGCAGGGGAUCUCCUGAUCCCACAGCAGGGGAUGCAGAGGGUCCCACGCAUGUCCCCCACUCCUGCCUUCUGUCUCCAUCCAUCUCCCCGCCUGCGGUCUCCCAUAGGAGCCUAUUUAAUUCCCAGUCUCUGUGUCAACAGCCAAGUGCGGGUGCGAUGGAGACCUUUUUCAGGCGGCACUUCGGUAGGAAGGGGCAGCGCCGUGCCAGCGCCGUGGCCGUGCCCACGGGCAAAGCCCGGCGUCGUUCCCAAGCUGGGUUACCCUCAUCCUCACUGGUCCAGCGCCGCCGUGGCUCCGGAGCCCCACUGCCAGCCUUGUCCUGCCUGGGCCAGCCCCGCAGCCCCCGCCGGCGCCGCUCCAGCACCACACCGCCCUGCCUCAGCCCGCGUUUCGCCGUGCACACCAAGCACGGCGGCUGCGUGCGAGCCAUCGAUGCCCAUCUGAUGGGUCCCUCCAUCCUGCUGGCCAGCCUCAUCCCCACUGCAGAGGAAGGGAUGCCCUGCGCUGAGACAUCCCACUCUCUGGAAGACGAUGCCGAGCGGUGCCGGCAGGAGCGGUGUGCCGAGGAGAGGUGGCUGGCCAUGCUGCCCCGGCUGCGGCCGCUGCAGGCCGGGCUGCUGUCGCGGGGUCCCCGCUGCCUGCGGCGUGUGUCCUCGCACCGCCUGCCCACCGAGCUGAGCCAUGGCCGCGCUGCUCACGGCUUGCCGGGCCGCUACCGCCGCCUGAGCCAGCGCCGCCGCUCCAGCGAUGCUGCCCGGCCCGGGCUGCUGGCCCAGCGCUGCAUGGGGGCGGAUGGAGCCGGGUGCUCCUCUGAGUGCUUGGGAAUGGAGCCUCCGUGCCGUGCUGCCUUGGAUAGCUGCAGCCCCCGACUGCUGAAAGCUAUUGCCAAGUCCAGCCUCCAGCACAUGGUAGCCCAGCCCAACCCUGCGCUAGCCCUGAGGAGCGACUCGGAGAGGCAGAUACGCAGCACUGUGGACUGGAGCGAGACCGCGGUCUAUGGGGAGCACAUCUGGUUUGAGACCAAUGUCUCUGGGGAUUUCUGCUAUGUUGGGGAGCAGAACUGUAUGGCAAAGCUGCUGCAAAAACCUCUCUCCAGGCGUAAGUGUGCAGCCUGCAAGAUUGUAGUGCAUACACCCUGCAUUGAGCAGCUGGAGAAAAUAAAUUUCCGCUGCAAACCUUCCUUCAGGGAGUCAGGAUCCCGGAAUGUACGGGAGCCCAUUGUUGUCCGGCAUCACUGGGUACACCGGAGGCGGCAGGAAGGGAAAUGCCGGCAGUGUGGCAAGGGUUUCCAGCAGAAGUUUGCCUUCCACAGUAAAGAGAUUGUAGCCAUCAGCUGUUCCUGGUGCAAGCAAGCGUAUCACAGCAAAGUCUCCUGCUUCAUGCUACAACACAUCGAAGAGCCCUGCUCACUGGGAGCUCACGCUGCUGUUGUCGUUCCUCCCACCUGGAUCCUGCGGGUCCGACGGCCCCAGAAUCCACUGAAGUCAAGUAAGAAGAAGAAGAGGACAUCAUUCAAGAGGAAAUCCAGCAAAAAAGGGGCUGAGGAAGGGAGGUGGAAACCCUUUGUCAUCAAGCCCAUGCCAGCUCCUCUCAUGAAGCCCCUGCUGGUGUUCGUGAACCCCAAGAGCGGUGGCAAUCAGGGAGCCAAGAUCAUUCAAUCCUUCAUGUGGUAUCUCAACCCACGGCAAGUUUUUGACCUCAGCCAGGGUGGACCCAAGGAGGCGCUGGAGCUGUACCGCAAGGUCCACAACCUCCGGAUCCUAGCAUGUGGGGGAGAUGGCACGGUGGGCUGGAUACUCUCCAUUCUGGACCAGUUACGCCUCAACCCACCUCCUCCUGUGGCCAUCCUACCUUUGGGAACGGGGAACGACUUGGCCAGGACAAUGAACUGGGGUGGGGGUUACACGGAUGAGCCUCUGUCCAAGAUCCUGUCACACGUGGAAGAAGGGAACAUUGUGCAGCUCGAUCGUUGGAAUCUCCAUGUGGAGCCGAACCCCGAUGCAAACCCUGAGGAGAAGGAUGAGACAGCUGCAGACAAGCUCCCCUUGGAUGUCUUUAAUAACUACUUCAGCCUUGGCUUUGACGCACGGGUGACGCUGGAAUUCCAUGAAUCCCGAGAGGCCAACCCAGAGAAGUUCAACAGCCGGUUUCGGAAUAAAAUGUUCUAUGCUGGGACGGCCUUCUCUGACUUCCUCACUGGCAGCUCCAAGGAUCUGGCAAAGCACGUCAAGCUGGUUUGCGAUGGGACAGACCUGACCCCCAAGAUCCAGGAACUGAAGCCCCAGUGCCUGGUUUUCCUGAACAUCCCCAGGUACUGUGCAGGCACCAUGCCCUGGGGCAACCCUGGGGAGCACCACGACUUCGAGCCACAGCGCCAUGACGAUGGCUGCAUUGAAGUUAUUGGCUUCACCAUGACAUCCCUGGCUGCCUUGCAGGUUGGUGGCCAUGGGGAGCGGCUGUAUCAGUGCCGGCAGGUGGUUCUUACCACGUCCAAGGCCAUCCCCAUGCAGGUAGAUGGGGAGCCCUGCAAGCUGGCGGCUUCCUGCAUCCACAUCUCCCUGCGCAACCAAGCCAACAUGGUGCAGAAGACCAAGAGGCGCAACUCCAUGCCUCUGCUCAAUGACCAGCAGCCAGUGCCUGAGCGCUUGCGGAUCCGGGUGAGCCGAAUCAGCAUGCGUGACUAUGAGGCACUGCACUACGACAAGGAAAAGCUCAAGGAAGCCUCCGUGCCGCUGGGAAUCAUCGUGGUUCCAGGAGACAGCGACCUGGAAUUGUGCCGGACCCAAAUCGAGAGGCUGCAGGAGGAGGGAGAUGGAGCCAAACCGAAGACACUGUCAUCCCAGAAGCUGUCACCUAAGUGGUGCUUCCUGGACUCAACCACAGCAGAUCGGUUCUACAGGAUAGACCGUGCACAGGAGCACCUCAACUAUGUGACAGAGAUCUCUCAGGAUGAGCUCUAUGUGCUGGACCCAGAGCUAGUGAUCACCCAGACUGUGGGUACCUCUCCUGCCAUGCCUGACCUCGUUGACUUGUCUGCUGCACCCACUGAGGACCAUUUUGCAUUCCCUCCCUCUUCCUCUUCUCCACCCUCCUCCCCUGCCCCCAGUGCCGAGGCUGAGUGCUGCCUCCCGCACACAGAUGACCUGAUAGAAGCUGCCAAGAGUGGCAACUUCAGCAAGUUCCAAGAGCUGCACCGGGCUGGAAGGGACCUGAUGGUGCGAGACUCCUCAGGCCAGACCGUCCUCCACCAUGCUGUCAAAUCAGGAAGCAAGGACAUUGUCAAGUACAUCAUCGAGAACGCCCCUUCAGAAAUCCUUGAUGCCACAGAGGAGGAGAACGGUGAAACCUGCUUGCACCAGGCUGCAGCCUUACGCCAGCGCACUAUCUGCCACUACAUCGUGGAGGCCGGGGCCUCGCUCAUGAAGACGGACCUGCAGGGAGACACCCCCAAGCACCGGGCUGAGAAAGCCAAUGACCCCGACUUAGCUGCCUACCUCGAGAACCGACAGCACUACCAGAAUCUCCAGCGGGAGGACCAGGAGACUGCUGUGUAGUGCUUGGUGUGCCUUAGCCCAGGCCAGCCUCGGGCAGGAUGAGAAUGAGGACAAUGCUAACUGGCAGAGCUGUGAGUCUGGCCCAGCCCCUCCCUACGUGUCAACCUGGUCCCCAGAGGAGAUGGAGACAGCAGAGCUCCU
Molecule: messenger RNA, 3973 nt
Organism: Melopsittacus undulatus (budgerigar)
Lineage: Eukaryota; Metazoa; Chordata; Aves; Psittaciformes; Psittaculidae
Gene: DGKZ
Product: diacylglycerol kinase zeta
Biological process (GO): diacylglycerol metabolic process; regulation of synaptic transmission, glutamatergic; lipid phosphorylation
Cellular component (GO): nucleus
Molecular function (GO): ATP-dependent diacylglycerol kinase activity; protein binding
Source: RefSeq, a predicted model, not a curated record